AAUCAAUGGUUAACGUUCAAGCAUCCAGGUUAAGUUGAGAUCAGUGGUAUGGUUUUCUUUUGACGAAAUCGAAGUUUAUGUCAUCCGGUUUAUGUUGCAAUCUUGGCAACGCUAAUGCAAUUACUGAAAUAUGGCGUUAAUUAAAAUUGUGUAAUUUGCGACAAAUCAAUGGCUUAGUCGCAAUAUUCUUGUGAAGAUUUAUUGAACUCUAUUUUCCUUACUGAAUAGACAUAAUUAUAACUUCUUGAAAAAUAUUUCCCAUUGGAAUUAAUGAAUGGCAAUUUCCGUCCAAAACUGUUUGUCACACAGGAAGAAUGGUUGUGAUAAUCUUUUAAAAAAUGAGUGAAAAACGAAAAAUUGGUCCAUGGAUUGAAAGUGGUUACCUGGGCCAUGGAACUUUUGGAAUGGUUCGGCUGUGGUACAAUGAGCAUACAAAACAGCAAAUAGCUCUGAAAACAUGUCGUAAUGAGCCACCAUUAUCUGAAAAGAAUCGUGAGAGAUGGCGACAGGAAGUUCAGUUUCUCAAUCACAUUAACCACCCAAAUAUCAUUAAAACCAUAGAAUUACCUCCAGAACUAGCACAAGAUGAGUUGACUAUAGGAAGUGGUUUACCAGCCUUGUGUAUGGAGUAUUGUGAAGGAGGUGAUCUUCGUAAGACACUGUGUACGUCUGAUAAUUGCUGUGGCUUGAAGGAAGGGAUGAUUAUUCGUGUUUGUGAAGAUAUUGCAAGUGCUAUUGAAUGUCUUCACAAAGCUAAAAUUGCACAUCGCGAUUUGAAACCGGAAAAUAUUGUGAUUUGUCCUGGCAAGAAUCGAAAUACAUACAAAGUCAUAGAUUUGGGUUAUGCAAAGCAAGCAGAUCCAUCUGGAGUUUGGCAUUCUUUCGUUGGAACAAGAUAUUACCUUGCACCUGAAAUUCUAAGUCAGAAAGAGUACACCCUUACGGUCGAUCUAUGGAGUUUUGGCAUUCUUUUGUACGAAUGUUGUACUGGACUUCGACCAUUUCCACCCAAAUUUCAAGGAUUAUUGGAAAAUAAAGAACGCGAAUUUAUUGCUGUAAAAGAAGAAGCGGAUGAUAUGUUUGUGUGCUGUGACAAAUUACCAGAAGUGAAUCGAUUGAAUUGUGUUCUAAGGGAUAAGUUUGAGAAGCUGCUUCGUUUGUUACUUGAUGUAAAUCCCUUACGUCGUGGAAUACUUACAAUAGAAACUGAAACAAUAUCAUGGCAGGACUGCAUUCGCGACAUUCAAAAUACCAAGGUUGUUGAAGUGUUUUCCAUUGACCAACGCAAACAAUAUGUGUACGAAAUCACUCUUCAUCUGAGUUUGAGUGAACUAAAACAUAGGAUUGAGAAGGAUACAAGCAUACCGGUUCGUGAUCAAGAGCUUUUUAUCCAUGAUGGUAGCGAUCUAUCCACAAUUAAUACAAUAAACGAUAAUCUCACCGUAUUUAUGUUUAAUAAAGUUUUUGAUCCAAAGUUGAACAUACUACAAGAGAAUGAUGUACCCAGCACCUUAGCAGACAUGUUAAAUGACCCUGACGGAUUUUCAAAACGUUCUGUGAAAUGUCACAAGGAAGUCUACAAGCACAGUAUCUUCUUCAUUCAAAAGCAAAUUGCUAAUACUGUUUCUUUAAUACGUGGUCGUAAGGCACUUGUAAUUCGUUUGUUGCAAUGGUCCCGUGAGGAAUUCACUUUGAGAUGUGAAAAGGUUGGCCAAAAAAUGACAGAACUUAAGUCCGUUGUUUCUUUCUUUCAACAAAGCCUUCACACUGAUUUAAAAAUUUAUGAACAUAAGCAUCCUGCUUGGGAAAAAUGUGUCAAGAACGAUCUUAUGGACUUUGAAGCAUGGAAACAAGUUGAGAAAAAAAUGAAUGUUGAAAAAAUAUUUGAGGAGGCACAAAAAAUUUUUCAAAGAAGAAAUGAGCUCCAAGCCAAAAUAACCACAAUUAAGAAUAAUGAGCGUGGCAGCAAAACUUCUGAUUCAUCAAGGCAGCAAUUAAAUAAACGAGCAAAUGAAAUUCAGUCCAGAUAUGAAGAGCUGAAAACUUGUGUUAAGAAAGUAGAUUAUAACAUUGGAAGUUUGCGUGAAACAAUCAAAAUGGUUUUAAAAGAAGUAGAAAAGAUCAAUGAAGAAUUUUACAAUUUUUUGAGACAGCUGUUAAUCUUACGAAAGGAUUUGGAAAUAUUUAUUCCUGAUUUGAACAAUCUCAAUGAAAAGAUGAACGAGUUACGACAAAGUAUGCAACAGUAUUGUUUUUUUUCGCAGUGGCAACAUACGAGGCAAAAACAAAUCUGGGAUUUACUAUCUGUUUUUUCGGAAAAUGAAGAAAAAAAAGAAAAGAAAGAUAGUAUGUCAUACGAGAAGAAACCUGCGAACUGUUUAAAAAAGAGGUUAUCAGGUGCUGACCAUGUUAAGCAAGGUGAAGCAUUUCUCUUAAGAAUGAAAGAAAAGGUUAGCGAUGUGCAAAGUCGACAAAAAUCCUGGAAACAUCAACUCGAGACUCUUGACUGGUCAUUUUGUCAAAUCGACAAAUUUACAGGAUAAAGGAAAAUCAAUAUAACAUUAUGGAAAUACGGAGUUGGUAGCUCAAAUCAUUGUUUUAUAUAGAUUUUUGUACAUAGAAAUAAACUCCAUGUUUUUGUAA
Molecule: messenger RNA, 2643 nt
Organism: Xenia sp. Carnegie-2017
Lineage: Eukaryota; Metazoa; Cnidaria; Anthozoa; Malacalcyonacea; Xeniidae
Product: inhibitor of nuclear factor kappa-B kinase subunit beta-like
Exons: 26
Coding region: 339-2543 (734 amino acids)
Biological process (GO): tumor necrosis factor-mediated signaling pathway; peptidyl-serine phosphorylation; positive regulation of transcription by RNA polymerase II
Cellular component (GO): cytoplasm; IkappaB kinase complex
Molecular function (GO): ATP binding; IkappaB kinase activity
Source: RefSeq, a predicted model, not a curated record